Gigantopelta aegis is the source of this 9450-nucleotide messenger RNA. Its product is annotated as protein crumbs homolog 1-like. Bases 757 to 7542 code for a protein of 2261 amino acids. Gene Ontology annotation, biological process: establishment or maintenance of epithelial cell apical/basal polarity; heterophilic cell-cell adhesion. Gene Ontology annotation, cellular component: protein-containing complex; plasma membrane. Gene Ontology annotation, molecular function: calcium ion binding. The transcript is spliced from 23 exons. The record is from RefSeq and is a predicted model, not a curated record. Lineage: Eukaryota; Metazoa; Mollusca; Gastropoda; Neomphalida; Peltospiridae.
AUUUGUGACUGUCACAUGUAUGGAUUAGUUGAAAAAGACUUCCUUAUUGUAUCCAGUGUUGGAAUUUCAAGACUAGUUUGCUGACAUUUUUUACUACAUUCAAACUUUAAACAACAGAAUGUACAUUUGUGUGAACGUGAAAACAUACUCAUUCUGAAUAGGUUAUUUGUACUGACAAAAUUGUUAGCUAAAAACUUUGUAUAUUGAACAGUUAAAAAAACUUUAAUUUUUUGUUUAAUUACUGUGCUUUUUUCUAGGUAACAUUAUAUGUUACAGGUCAGUUUGUGUAUGGAAAUUCUCUUUGAUAGUUUGAUAUAGCCAAUUAAUUCAACUCACCUGCUACGUGUUUAUUGGUUACUUCAAUUAUUAACCAUGUUGUGAUGAUAGAACAGACAGGGAAAGCUCAACAGGACUGGCUUGCAAACACCGACUGUUUGUGAUGGACAGCGUAAUCAUACAGAGUAUACAUAUAUAUGUCAAGUAUAUCUGUGACAUAUGUAUAUCAAGAUAUGCUUUAUAUAAACUUUGAUACACAGGUAUUAUUAAUGGAAUCACAAGCUUCUACAUGGUAUGGUUAAGAACUGGAGCAGACAUUGACAGAUGGUGUGGUAUUCAAAUUAGCUGGAUGUAAAAAAACAAAAAACCAGCAACAAAACAUUUCUGUGUUUUUGUGGAUUUCUUUGAGUGAUAUUGGUGAUUUGCUGGCAAUGACAGACACACUGUCGGACGGAUGAAGAUGAACAGACCAAUCAGAAGAUGGCAUUUGGAUUCAGGUGGCUGAUUAUAAUGGUGACAUGUCUUCUUCUCAGAGGACUGUACUGCAGUGCAGAAAUCAAGGACUGUGCUUCGAAUCCUUGUCAGAACAAUGCCAAGUGUGUGGUCAGUGACACAGGAAACAGAUGUAGAUGUCCUGCAGGAUUCACUGGUGCAUUGUGUGAGACUGAUGUUGACGAGUGUAGCCAUGUUCCACCACCCUGUCUCAAUGCUGUCAGAUGUGUCAACACUGUCGGCAAUUUUAGCUGUCAGUGCAGUGCAGGUUACACAGGCAGGGACUGCGGCACGGAAAUCAACGAAUGUCUGAGUCAGCCAUGUUUGUUCAAUGGGACCUGUGUAGAUCUUGUCGGUGGCUACCGCUGUCAGUGUCGGAAGGGCUACAUGGGACAGCAGUGUCAGGCUGUUGUCAGAAUCUGUCUGAUGGACAACCCUUGUGCUUCUAAUGGCAUCUGUGUGGAAAGACCUGCGGGUGGUUAUAAAUGUUAUUGUAAACCUGGUUUCCAUGGCAGCCGAUGUGAGUUUGCCAUCAAUGAGUGUGUUUCGAAUCCAUGUCGUAAUGGUGGCAGCUGCUCCAAUGGUGUCGACAUGUACAACUGCUCUUGUCUUCCCGGUUUUUCUGGUCCUAACUGUGAAGUUGAUGUGAACGAAUGCACCAGUAACCCGUGUCAAAACGGUGGGACGUGUUACGAGCACGCUGUGAAUAAGUACCAGUGCAUGUGUAAAGCUGGUUACACCGGUCCGGAGUGUCAGGACAGCAUCAACCACUGUCUCAACGUUGUCUGUCCCAUAUACCAGGUCUGUGAGGACCUUCGUGAUGGAUACAGGUGUGCUUGUCGCCCUGGAUGGACUGGACAGCUCUGCAAAGUCAGGAUCGAUAGUUGUCAUAGCAACCCGUGUGUCAGCAAUGCUUCCUGCAUUAACAACGAAGUCGGCUACACGUGUAGAUGUCCCUAUCCUUACAGCGGCAACAGCUGUGACAUCAACAAUGAUGUCUGCUACACAAAACCUUGCCUCCACGGCGGAACGUGUCGCCAUGACAAUACCGUUACCAGUGGAUUUAUGUGCCAGUGUGUUGAUGGUUUCAUUGGUGAUCGUUGCCAAGGUGAUAUAUAUGAGUGCCAAUCAAAUCCCUGCAGGAAUUCGGGAACGUGUGUUGAAAACACCAAUGGUCAGCCUGGAUUCCAAUGCCAGUGUCCAGACAGGUUCGGGGGAGACUUCUGUGAAGUGGUCAAGCAUGCUUGUUUAUCCUCGCCAUGUUUUAAUGGCGGAACCUGUGUGUUAACUGCUGAAGGUUACCGAUGUGACUGCCCCCACACCUGGUCGGGUAUGAGGUGUGAUGUUGAUGUGGACGAGUGUGAACAUCGGCCGUGUAAGAACGGCGGUUACUGUGUGAACCGCGUGGGUCAGAGACAUGAGUGUGUGUGUUCCCAGUACUGGACGGGACACAACUGUACACUGGACGUCCUGGAGUGUGACUCUCACCCCUGUCACAACAACGGAUCCUGUACUGAAGUCAUCGGUGCAGAUCCACAGUGUCACUGCAGACAAGGCCUUACAGGUGCGUUCUGUGAAGUUAGACUACCUGGAUGUGAAGUGAAGCCAUGUAAGAAUUCUGCUACCUGUGUACAGGAUGGACCAACUUACACCUGUCAGUGUCUCCCUGGAUACACAGGUGAGCACUGUGAAGACAAUAUUGAUGAGUGUGAGCUGCGGCCAUGUAUGAAUUCAGGGACGUGCAUCGACAGAGUCCACGACUACUUCUGUUUGUGUCCUCAAGGAUUCACGGGCAAGAACUGCUCGGAGGACAUUAACAACUGUGAUCCUAGCCCCUGUCAGAAUGGUGCCACAUGUCUCGACCAUUUUGGUCCAAGUUUUCAGUGUAAAUGUACUCCUGGUUAUACAGGUGACUUUUGCACGACUCAGAUAGAUGUAUGUGCUUAUAAACCAUGCAUGAACAAUGCAACGUGUGUUGAUUUGGGAGAUCGAUUUCGAUGUGACUGUCUCCCAGGAUUUGAAGGUUUAACCUGUCACUUGAACAUUGAUGACUGCGCCAGUAGUCCGUGCAAGGAGGGCAGUAUGUGUGAAGACCGAGACAAUGACUAUCUCUGCAAGUGUGCUCCAGGAUAUACAGGUAAAACGUGCAGUGUGGAUAUUAACGAGUGUUCCUCCAACCCGUGUCUACACGGCGGUGUGUGUAAAGAGCUGACACCGAACUCAUACACGUGUGUGUGUCCCAGCGGUGUGUCCGGACCGCGCUGUGAUGUUGUGUACACGGCCACGUUUGACGGGCAGCAGGGGCUGGAGGUUCGUGUAGACUGGCUGCCGACUGGACGCAGGGUGAGGAGAGCGGCCACAUCCACACCCAGUAUAUCAAUCAGAUUCACCCUGACUACCACAGUUACCAAGGGAGUGGUGCUUUUUACAAGAGGAACUGAUUCGCAAGGCAGACCCCAGCAUUUUGGUGUGGAACUCUUCAACAAGGCAUUAUGGGUAACACAAAGUCGUGGUGAGAGCACUGUCACAGGACAGUUAGUACUAAAACCACCUGUUGGCGGGAUCUUCAGUCACACCGUGGACAUCACCAUGACAACAUCCUCCUCCAACAUCACCUUGGAUCCCAGCAGUUGUAACAUGGAUGACUCCAGCUGUCAUCUUUCACUUCAUCAACAAGAGAGAACUUUACCUUGGAAUCUGGAGAACAAACUGAAGCUUGGGAAGCUAAACGUUGUUACUCCAUACGUCCGCAGCAAACUCCACACGGUGGAUGGUUUCACUGGGUGUCUGGGGAACUUUGUGAUCAAUGGGAAGUCACUCAGCCUGCUAACCCCAGAUGGCACCACCUCUACAUCACCAGCACCAGCUCCAGGCUGCUCCAGCCAUGAACCGUGUACCCCCAGUUUCUGUCACAAUGGAGGGACGUGUGUUGACGUGUGGACGAGGAAGUACUGUCGGUGUCGACCAGGUUUCUCCGGUGAGUCGUGUAAGUUCCAGAACAUGGCUCACUUCUCGCCCGGCUCACUGCUAUACUUCAGCGGCGUGUCGCACAUCACUGAACUCUCGUUCUGGAUCUCGACCACCAACGCUUCCGGAAUUAUCCUCUACACGCUGACGUCUGAUGCGAUGGCGUUAAUGGUGGACCGAGGUCAGAUCCGUCUCCAGCUGGUGUCAGAGAACACCGACUUCGUGAGUCGAGUUGGGUAUGGUGUGGACAGUGGGGACUGGUACCAUGUCAGUCUCACCUUCUCCGGGGGCAGGUUCACUCUUAGACUAUCUACAGAGAUGACUGGCUUGUUUGGGACGGCUACUGGCACCGUUGGUAACUUCAUCCUGGUUACGAUGCCAGUGUUUGUGGGUAAACUUCAUGAUCACCCAGCAUUGGACAAGUGGCGUCUUCGACCAUCCAAGAUUCCAACCUCAGAUGGGUUCUCUGGAUGUCUGCGAGAUCUCACCAUCAACAAUUACCCCAUUAACCUGACCACACACAUCAGCUCCAUUUUUGGCAAUGAUCCCCCACCCCCACUGCCUGGCUGCCCCAGGGAGGAAGUCUGCCUCCCUUCCCCGUGUCAGAAUGCUGGCGUCUGCUCCACAGGCUGGGUCGGAUACAGCUGUCAGUGCUCUGUCAACUUCCAUGGAAAGAACUGUUCUGAAGUGUCAUCUUCUACAUUUGAUGGGUUGAAAAGUUUUGCAGACAUCACAAUUGAUAGGUCUAGAUUUCCUUUUGGAGAUGACGGCAGUUUUGAAUUUCGCACUCGACAAGUGACUUCCACACUCAUGCACAUUGAGCUGUCAAAACGAAGCAGUGGGGAAGUCCGAGGGUUACAGUUCCGACUGUAUAAACAGCAACUACAGGUUGUCUCCAGUUUCAAUGGAGCAACUCUGAUGCUUCCAAAACAACUGUCUGAUGCAGAGUGGCACAUGGUUCAGUGGCAACGAGAUGGCAGGAGUCUGGUGGUGUCUGUGGAUGAUGUCCAAAAGAAACUUAAUGCUGAAUUUGACCUCUACAGUCCUCACUUCAACACCACCAUCAAGGUUUACAUCGGAGCUCAGCCUCUCACUCCUGGAUAUCGUGGUAAGAUGGUUGGCUUUUUCAAAGGAUGUCUGCGAUCUGUGACCUUCAACAAGGCUUAUCUCAACUAUCUCCCGAGCCACGCCCCUCAGCCUGGUGUCGUGGCAACCAACAUCAGCAUUCGUUCUGGUUGCCAUGGUGACGACGUCUGCUCGGAGAACCCCUGUCCCGCCAACUCGUACUGCGACUCUGACUGGAAUUUGUACUCGUGUCCUUGUCUCGGCGGCUGGGAGGGUGUGAACUGUUCCACCAGCGUGGAUGACUGCAAGAAUCAUCGGUGCCAGAAUGGAGGGCGGUGUCUCGACGACCACAAGUCGUAUGUUUGCGAAUGUCCGCACAAUUACACGGGACAGUUCUGUGAGUCACUGUUCAGGAUCUGUGAUACCAAUCCGUGCUUCCCAGCCAACACUGUUCAGUGUCUGUCCAUCUUGCCAUCAGAGUACCAAUGUCAGUGUAAAGCAGGUUGGACCGGAAAGAACUGCACCAAAGAUAUAGAUAACUGCUUGUCUCAGCCUUGUUUAAAUGGAGCUAACUGCACAGACUUGAUCAAUUCAUACAAGUGUCGGUGCUCGAGUGAGUUCUUUGGUGAGAAAUGUCAGUUUAGACGUAUCUGUUCUUCCAGUCCUUGCUACAACAGUGGAAGUUGUGUACCAAAUGAUGACAACACGAACUACAAAUGCCAGUGUGUGAAUAAUUAUAUGGGAAAACAGUGUGAGAAGUAUAAUUACUGUCACGAUCACCUGUGUUCCAAUAAAUCAACAUGUGUGUUACAACAGAGUGCGUAUGUUUGUUCUUGUGUUCCUGGUACGUACGGGGUGUAUUGUCAGUAUACAGACCACUGUUAUUCCAAUCCAUGUGAAAACAAUGCUGAAUGUCGUAAUGAUGUUCGUACAUACAGGUGUGAAUGCCCAUUCUUCUUCACCGGGAAAAACUGUGAAACUCCCAUCAAUCAGUGCAGGUUUAAUCCAUGUUAUAACGGUGCCACGUGUUAUUUUAAUGAAUCUCUCUUAAUCCAUCAGUGUCACUGUCGUGUUGGAUUCACAGGCCAGCGUUGUGAGACAGAUAUCAACGAAUGUCUGUCACAGCCAUGUAAAAAUGGAGGAAGGUGUAUAGAGAGUAGUUCCAAACCGGACAAGAUGUUUUAUGCAGGAUAUCAUUGCCAGUGUCUUCCAGGCUUUGUGGGGAACAACUGUGAAACAGAGACACAAGAAUGUUCCAGUAAUCCAUGUCUGCAUAACGGUACUUGCGUAGAACUUCAAAAUGCAUUUCAGUGUAAAUGUCUGUCAGGAUUCGAAGGACUGACCUGUGAAUAUGACAGAAGAGCUUGUCAGUCAUCUCCUUGCCAGAACAAUGCCAACUGUUUACAGAACGUUGACAAGAGUUACUUUUGUGAAUGUAAAGUGGGUUUCACGGGACGUCAUUGUCAGAUAAACAUUAACGACUGCGACAGUCAUCGUUGUCUAAAUGGUGCGACUUGUGUGGACAUGACAGCGGGUUACACCUGCUCCUGUCUCCCCGGUUACACUGGGACGUACUGUGAGCACAUCGCAGACUCCUGUUUCAGCCAGCCGUGUUUUAACGGUGGGACGUGUCACUAUCAGGGCCUGUGUAGCUGUAACAACAUCGUCAGCAGGUGUGGCUGGCACAACGAGACUUGUCAGCAGCGUCUGUGUUCCACGGUGUCUGGUUGUUCAGAGUACGACAAGUCAUACAGGUGUGACUGUCACAAGACAGGAUUCACAGGGGCACAGUGCACGGACGAUGUUGAUGAGUGCAGAGUUGCCUCCCCUUGUAAAAAUGGUGGCAAAUGUGUAAACACUGUCGGUGGGUUUUCGUGUGAUUGUCAUGGAACUGGUUAUGCUGGAAAUAAUUGCUCAGAAGAUAUAGAUGAAUGUGAUAUUAAAUCUGUAUGCUUUAAUGGAGGUUCGUGUACCAAUCUACCUGGGACAUUCACCUGCCGCUGCCCCGACGGAUGGACUGGACAGACGUGUGGACAGAACACUGACGACUGUCAUAGCACUCCCUGUCAACACGGAGGACGUUGUACGGAUGCUGUCAACGGCUACACAUGUAUGUGUAGUGGCACCGGCUUCAAGGGAGACAACUGCGAGAUAAACAUCGACAACUGCGUAGGCCACAUCUGCCAACAUGGUGCCAGAUGUGUGGACGGCAUCGACAGUUACUCCUGCAACUGCAGCAACACGGGUUUCACCGGCCCGCUCUGUCAGACCAAAGUGGACGAGUGUCGUGGUCGGCCAUGCAGAAAUAACGGGACCUGUGUCGAUGGGGACAGGUCCUUCGCAUGUGAUUGUACAGAGACGGGAUAUCAGGGAAAGUUGUGUGAAGAAGAUGUGGAUGAGUGUGGCGAUGGUUCACAUAAAUGUGUGACGGGCUCCACUUGUGUAAAUCUGCCUGGCGGGUACAGCUGUAGCUGCGACAAUCAAAGAACCGGUGUAUUUUGUGAAAGUGCAGUGGGACAGGUCUCAUCUGACGACAGUUCUCCGAGUAUGGGCGUGGUGGCAGCGUGCGUGGUCAUUGUUUUAGUCUUACUGGCCACAGUGCUACUUUACGGUGCGUGGCAUGUGCGGCGGAAACGCAAGAUGACUGGUCAUUACGAGCCGUCGCAAGUGGAGAAAAAUACGCCGUCACCAAUACCGAUGGAACGAAUGAUUGAUGAGACCAGGGGAGAGAUUCUUAUUUAAGGGAACUUUAUAACAUGGAAUUGUGCAACAAAUAAUAAUAUUAUGUCUUUCAUCAUUAACAUACAGGGUUUUUAGAUUUAACAAAAAAAAAUUUGCUCAGAAAAUUAAAAACUGCAAAAGCUUUAUUACAAUAAUGGUUACUGUAUUCUAAACUUUACAACAAAUAUAUACUGAUGAGAACAAAUAUAAGGGAACACAGAGCUACUUCUUGCACUCACCAAAUUCACCAAUUGUGAAUUUUAAAAGCAAUUAAGAAAUUUUAUUUUAAUUUAGCAAAAUAAUUUCAUAAAAUAAUUGAUAUUUUGUUAGAACAUAACUGGGUUUCUGAAAUUUUUAAGCUUAAUAGAUAAUUUGGCAACAUUUUCUACUCACCCAAAGCUAGCCCCGGGAACAAACCAAACCCCUCAUCCACAGUUUUAGGAAGUUGCCUGUGUGACUGGUAAUCAUUCUUUCAGUACUGACAUUCAGUCCCACAUUACAUCUGUGUAUUUUAUUCAGGUAUAAAUUCUCUACAAGUGAAAGAAAUUUGAUCUCAAAUACCAUGCAUUCCCUUAAUUUGUUUUCAUCUGAAGUUCUACAUUUCAUUCAUAAUUCUACCAUUUAUAAUAACUAAGAUAAUAAUUUUCAAGUUUUGGUCAUUGUCACACAUCGGGUACCCAAAAGAAACAAAACGCUAACUCAUAAGUCAUUUCUUACAUAUUUAAUCACACCAAUAACAAAACCCUCCCCUGCAGUUUUGUUUAUUUAUGAAAUUUGUUUCAACUAUUUUGGUGGUGUAUGAUGAUUUCAAUUUCUAGUCCUUGAACACAAACUUAUACAUCAUGCCCGAUAUACUGAUUCACAUUGCAAUUUUAUAAAAUGGAUCAGUGUAAGUGUUAUAACUACAGCCACACCCACCAUUGUCUUAUACUAAGGCAGCAAUACAUUACUUCAAUUAUUAUUUAAAAAAUGUUUAAGUAAUUGAAAAGCCAUGGUAAUUUUGAACCAGCCCUCAAGGUGCCAAACGUUCCCCUGCUACUCUAAAAUGCUUAGUGUCCCUUGUUCCAAAGAAUCUGAUGUUCGUACUACAUGUAUUUAGUAUACCAGGUAUUACACAAAUGUAUAUUUAUUUUGGUCGAUCUCUCAAUAUAUAUGUUUGUUGUUUUAUUUUGCAGUUACAGCCAAUUAUAUAUUUUAAAAUUUGUGCCAAUGUUUUUUGAAAAUUGUUGUUUCAUAUUGAAGUCCUAUUUAUAUAUAGUUAUAUGGACAGUCUUCUGCAGCUACAUAAUGCACAACUAUGAAUGAACAGAAUUUUAUAAAUAUAAGAUAUUAAACAAGCUUCCAUUUCCUAUCAUGUUUAUGUCCUGAGUGAAGUAAUUUUCAGUUGCUACGAGCUUUAGCGAUACGAAAUGGUAGCGAGUUUAAUAUCCUACUUAUUACCCAUAAUUAAUCAUUCUUAAAUAUAUAUCGCUCAACUCAUUUGGUUGAUGUUCCUGUAAAAUUGUAGUGCGCCAAGCGAUUACAUCAUCGUGUGACAUCGAAGUGUUACGUCCCACUUGGCAUUUUAGUGGAACGUAUCACUUUGAUAUGUACCAAGAUAUUUUUAACCAUAUGGGUAAUAAUAUACAUGGUGCCCUUGUGUUAGAAUUGUAAAGUAAAUGUUUACCCAAGAUAUAUAACAUCAACUGCAAUUAAUUUAAGACAAACAAUUCUUUCAAUAUUAGCCAGUUUAGCAAAUAUGUUAUAAAACUGCAAUUAAAUUUGACAGUGUAAACUGCACAAACACUGAACAUUCCAACAGAUGGGGCCAAUUUACAAAGCCUAUUUUCUUAAACGUAGGUGUUUAAGCAUUGUAAAUACUUACAGGAGCAGGAUUUAGCUCAGUUGGUUGAGUGCUGCUUGCGGUGCAGGAUCGAACCACCUCGGUGG